Molecule: messenger RNA, 772 nt
Organism: Mangifera indica (mango)
Lineage: Eukaryota; Viridiplantae; Streptophyta; Magnoliopsida; Sapindales; Anacardiaceae
Exons: 1
Coding region: 1-717 (238 amino acids)
Source: RefSeq, a predicted model, not a curated record
AUGAAAUUUUCCUUUUUUAGACUGAUUCCAUUGAUUCAUUUGGACUCAUUCAUUUUGCUUUCUUUGUAUAAGUACAAAUCACCUCUUAGAAUCAGUAAUUCUAAGAUCUUUACACAAGUUUCGAGAAUGGAGAAACCAUCAAAACUCAGAAUCCAGGUCAUUUCAUGUCUUCCAAAAGCUGCAUCUCCAGUGACCUUUCAAUUGAGCCCUCCAGCCAGCCCAGCCAAAGCCACUGCUAGAAAAGGCUUCACAUCUCCAACCAUCUCCAUAAUUCCCAAGGAGAUGAGAAGAAAACCCAAAACUGAGAGCUUUGCGGCACAAGAACCCACCUCUCCAAAAGUCUCAUGCAUGGGCCAAGUUAAGAACAAGAAGACUGAGAAAAAUAUACCCAAAACUAAGCCAGUUGCUUUACAAGAAAGCCCACCAAUCUUUUUCCCCACAGAGAUGAAAAAGAAGCCCUUUGCUGAGAAAAACUCUUUCAAGGGACCAAAACAGAGUGUUAAAGUUCCUCUAAGGGUUCCUUCUUUAGGCCAAAUGAAGCAGUUUUCAAGCAGUCGUGGGACAUUAAAUAACUUUGAUUGGACAGUUUGUAAAGAAGAAGUAAAAGAACAAGAAGAAGACAUUUUUGUGGAUGGAGAAGUUGCCAUUGAGCCAAGAAAAGAAGUUAACUUGUGGAAAAGAAGAAACAAAGCACCUCCUAUUCCUUUGCAAGUGUAAGGUCUAAGCAAAGGAUUGCCUAUGCUUUCCUAUGAAUAAUACUAUUCUUCCUCUC